Messenger RNA from Perognathus longimembris pacificus (Pacific pocket mouse), 2178 nucleotides. RefSeq names its product coiled-coil domain containing 34 (gene Ccdc34). Bases 426 to 1547 code for a protein of 373 amino acids. The record is from RefSeq and is a predicted model, not a curated record. The transcript is spliced from 7 exons. NCBI's taxonomy places the organism in Eukaryota, Metazoa, Chordata, Mammalia, Rodentia, Heteromyidae.
ACUACCUCAAGAAAUUACUACUGAUAAAUUUAUAUCCUGAUCUCAUUUAAGGAGGGGGGGAGGCUCUGCCUUAUUCACUGACAGUAACUCAUUUCAUUUACCAAACCGUUUAUUAACACCACAGCAAACAAAGUUGUCAUCAGGAAGCCAGGGCCGAUGACCACGGGAGGUGCGGAGUCGAACAAGGUCAUAAACACAGAGCACCUUUCAGCCACGGAAGAAGGGCAGACAGAGGACCUGAACCCUCAGAGGAAGCCACGCUCUGCAGGCCCAGACAGAGCCUUAGCGUUCCCCAAGCGUCGCUGUGGCAACGCGAGGUAGGGGGCGGAGCCUGUCCGGAUUGGCUGGGCUGGGCGCGUGCGCUGGGCCUGCUGGGAGAGCCGGGCUCUGUGGCGGCGGCGCCGGUUUGAAGUUGGCUGGGCCCGAUGUGGUCGGUGGGGCGGUGGCGGCCCGCUCCUCCGCCUCCCUGCCCCGACUUCCUCACCGACUUCGGGCCCAGGUCUCGGCCCACUUCAAGAUCACUCCCGGUCCUGAUUCCGGGCUCGCAGGGGCGGGGACUGGAGGUGGUGAGGACGCCUGAGUGUUCGCCGCCGCGGCCUCUUAGCUGCAGCAGUUCGACCUGGUCUCUGUUGUCUCCCCUCGGCCACCAUAGCCGCGUGUUUGAGGAGGAGGAGGAGGAGGACGGCGGCGACGGAGAGGAUGAGGAAGCCGUGAACGGAGAGGCCUGUGACCCACCGGCCCAGGUUGAGAGCCUGAGAGGAUUGGAUUUACAGAGGUGCGCCAGCAGUGAAGUUAAACCAGGAGAUAAUCAAGAAGAACAGAAACAGGUGCACUUACCAGAGAGCAGACUGACGCCAUGGGAGGUAUGGUUUGUUGGCAAAGAAAAAGAAGAACGUGACCGGCUGCAGCAGAAAGCUUUAGAGGAAUUGAAUAAACAACUAGCAAAAAGAAAAGAAAUGGAAGAACGUGAAAAAAGAAAGAUAAUUGCUGAAGAAAAGCACAAGGAAUGGGUUCAGAAAAAGAAUAAACAGAAAAGGAAAGAAAAGGAACAAAAACUUAGUAAAGAAAUGGAAGAAAAAGCAGCAAAGGAACUGGAGAAAGAACAUUUGCAAGAAAAGGCAAAAGAAAAAUAUCAAGAAUGGUUAAAGAAAAAAAAUGCUGAAGAAUGUGAGAAGAAGAAGAAAGAAAAGGAAAAAGAAAAACAACGGCAAGCUGAAUUACAGGAGAAAAAGGAAAUAGCAGAAAAAAAAUUUAAGGAAUGGUUGGAAAAUGCAAAAAAUAAACCUCGUCCAGCUGCAAAGAGCUAUGGUUAUGCCAAUGGGAAACUUACAGGUUUUUACAGUGGAAAUUCCUAUCCAGAGCCAACAUUCUGUAAUCCAAUACCAUGGAAACCAAUUCAUAUGCCUCCUUCCAAAGAAGCUAAGGAUCUAUCAGGAAAGAAGAAUAAAAGACCUGUAACAAGUCAGCCGCCCAGGUCACAAUCUCUGGUAAUUCACAAAGCCAGAAGCAACCUUUGCCUUGGAACUCUGUGUAAAAUACAAAGAUAGUAUAUGUCAAAAAUAGCUUUUUUUGUUGUUGUUGGAACUACUUGAUUUUAAAAUCAGAAAUUGUUUGUUUUUAUACUGCUCAAUCAGUAAGUCAACAUUUGAUGUGAUUAUUAAAUACCAUUUUUAAAAAUUUAUAUAUGAACUCCUGGAGCUAUUGAGGAAGAUGUUUUCUACCUUUUGAUUUUUAUAAAGUUUUUAAAGUUGACCUUGACAUAUUGUUUUACAAGAUAGGUGACUGAGUAUCUUAACAAUUGUGUUUAUGUUUAGUUUUUAUUAAAGUUAUACUGUAAUACCAAUAAACAAACAGUCCUUGGUUUGUUCUCUAUUACUUGCCUAUAUUUUUGCUUAGAACAUAAUAGUAUUGAGUAAUUUAUUCCAAAAGGUGUUUUUAAGUUGCAUAAAUGAGUUGGAACUAAAUGUAAUGAAAACAGUCUUCAUUGAUAGCAUUUUUUGUAUUGUCCUAAGUAGGUUUUGUUGCUUUUCUUAUUUUUGGCCUGGUGUGUUUUCCAGAACAGUGGCUUGAACCCAGGGCCCCUUCAACUUUUGCUUGGUUUGUUUGCUCACCCUUUGAAUCAUACCCCAGCCAUUAUGUACUUUUUGGUACAAAGCCUGGCACUACAUGGCUCCAACU